AUGGCUCGCUUUCAGUUCGCUCUCGCCGCCAUGCUUGCUCUUGCUGCCAACAGCGCUAACGCCUUCACUGUUGGUUCGCCUUCUGGUAUCGCUGCCGGCACCACUGGCGGAGCAGGCGGCAAGACCGUGUACCCGACCUCCAACAGUGAGCUGGUGAACUAUCUCGCCUCGAACGACCCUCUUGUUAUUGUGCUAAACAAGACUUUCGACUUCCGUGGCACUGAGGGCACCACUACUGAGACGGGUUGCAGACCCGAUUACACUCGCGAGUGUAUGGCCAAGAAGAACGGCUACAAGAGUCAAGAUGUGAUCAUCUCGGGUGGAAGCAUGGCCAACACUGGCGGUUGCACCGGUGGCACCGAGGUCAAGAUCACCUACGACAACGCCGCUCGCAAGCGCAUGACUGUGACGGGCAACAAGACCAUCCGUGGCAUUGGUAAGAGCGGUGUCAUCAAGGGCAAAGGUCUGAUGCUAGACGGUGACAACAUCAUUCUGCAGAACAUCCACAUCACAGAGCUGAACCCGCACGUGGUAUGGGGCGGUGACGCAAUCUUUAUGCAGGGUAAGCAAGCCACCACUCCACUCAACAAGAUUUGGCUCGACCACAUCAAGGUGUCCCGUGUCGGCCGUCAAAUGGUUGUCACGAACAAGGCUGGUGUGGCCUCGAUGACCAUCAGUAACUCCGACUUCGACGGAAACACCGAGUACUCUGCGACGUGUGACGGACACCACUACUGGACCUUCCUGUUCUACGGUAAGAACACUGGUGUCAGCAUGCUCAACAACUACGUGCACGGCACCUCCGGCCGCUCGCCUAAGAUCGGUGGCAACCCGAACGAGCGCGUCGUCGUGCAUGUGGCUAACAACUACUGGGGCAACAACACGGGCCACUCGUUCGAACUCGGUGCCAACGGGUAUGUUCUGGCCGAGGGCAACUACUUCGACAACACCAAGCAGCCUCUAUUUGCUGGUUCGGACGGCUCUCUUUAUGCUGCGACCAACAGCGAUGAAUGUUCCAAGUACCUGGGGCGUUCAUGCGCGGCUAAUACGCUCGUUGACAGCGGCACUUUCGCGUCUCGUAACGGUGGGAACGCGCUUAAGACGAUCAAGGGUGUCUCUACUGUCGUGAAUUACAAGCCGGAUAUCACCGAGACGACGACUGGUUCCCAGCAGCAGCAGCAGUCAUCCAAGUCAGACGGAUCGCAGCAAGAGCAGCCGUCCCAGUCGAGCGGAUCGCAGCAGAAGCAGUCGUCGCAGACCAGCGACGACUCGGAGCAGCAGGCUUCCCAGACGGGCGGAUCGGCCCAAGAGGAGUCUUUUGUUACGAGUGGAUCUGAGCAGCAGCAGGUUCAGCAAGAGCAGCAGUGGGGUGGCUCGCUGCCGUACCAUGGUGGCUCGGAGCCGAAUUUCGGAUCUCAAUCUAGAAAGCUGGCCGAAACGAAAAACUUGGAGAACGAGUGGAAGCAGACCACGGGCAACUUCGGUGUUGGCAAGCUGGACUAA
This is a messenger RNA of Phytophthora nicotianae INRA-310, 1503 nucleotides long. RefSeq lists its product as hypothetical. The record is from RefSeq and is a predicted model, not a curated record. Gene Ontology annotation, molecular function: pectate lyase activity. Lineage: Eukaryota; Oomycota; Peronosporomycetes; Peronosporales; Peronosporaceae. The coding region runs from base 1 to 1503 and encodes 500 amino acids. The transcript has a single exon.